This is a messenger RNA of Oryzias latipes (Japanese medaka), 2672 nucleotides long. It is a transcript of the gene ca12, whose product is annotated as carbonic anhydrase XII. Gene Ontology annotation, cellular component: plasma membrane. NCBI's taxonomy places the organism in Eukaryota, Metazoa, Chordata, Actinopteri, Beloniformes, Adrianichthyidae. The record is from RefSeq and is a predicted model, not a curated record. Gene Ontology annotation, molecular function: carbonate dehydratase activity; zinc ion binding.
CAAAUCUCAUAAAAUUACCCCAUUUAGAAUGUAACAGCCUUAAGAUAUAAAUCAUAACUAGUUUGGAUAUCAUACUGUUGAGUUACAUAGCUUGAACAGCAUGGGUGUCAGCUGGGAUCAAAUCCUCUUCUCUCAGAGUCAAGUGGCCAGAAGGAUGGAGACAGCCCUCCUGCUGUUGCACUAACAGCACAAUCCAUUUCACAAUCAAGUUGAGAAAAUUACACGACACUUCGCCUUUGAUUUAGACCCUUAAUUUAUUUGGAAGUUGCCAGCUUUAUAAUUUUCCGAAUAACAGUAAUGCGCGCAGUUUGCGCGUCACCUGACAGUUGGCGCGCGCCACCUUUCUGCUACGCUCCUACGUCCGUUCCAACGAACUCCCCCGAAAGUGAUGCGUGAACUUAAUGGCGGGGCUUUGCUCGGGCUCAGCCACGGCUGCGGUGCUGUCACCCUCCGGUGACCAGAUGACACUGAUAGCUGCUUUUGUUGUUGCCGUGACGUCAGCGCGAGCUGCAAAGAAGCUGGCAAGAUGGUAUAAAAGGCUGUUUGAAGAGGGGCGCUCCUGCUCAGAAAUCAAGAUGCGCUCUCCGAGCUUCAUCCCAGUCGCUGCUCUGCACCUCUCUUUGAUUGGUGCACUACAAGGUUACAAAUGGACGUACAGUGGACCAGAGGGAGAGCACCACUGGUCCAAACACUAUCCAUAUUGUGGCGGUUCUUUCCAGUCUCCAAUAGACAUCAAGUCAGAGCUGUUGAGGUUUGACCCAACUUUACGACCUAUUGAGGUUCAAAACUACAACCUGUCCCCAGACGAGCAGCUGACUCUUGGUAACAAUGGACAUGCAUUGCAAAUAUCUUUGCCUUCGAAGAUGCACAUCUCAAGCUUGCAGCAUCGUUAUAGUGCAGCUCAGCUGCAUUUCCACUGGGGCUCCUCCAGUCAAAUCGCUGGUUCUGAACACAUGGUGAACAGCAAACAGUAUGCAGCAGAGAUGCACGUAGUACACUACAAUUCAGACAAGUACCCCAAUAUAUCCUAUGCUGUUGACAAAUCUGAUGGCUUGGCCGUGCUGGGUGUCCUCAUUGAGGUCGGAGAGUUUAAUCCAACGUUUGAACAGUUUUUAAGGUUCAUCAACGGCAUCAAAUAUCGAAAUCAAAAAGUUCAGGUGCCUGGUUUUAACAUUCGAGCCCUGCUGCCUGCUCGUUUGGAUGAAUAUUAUCGAUAUGAUGGCUCAUUGACGACUCCCCCGUGCUAUCCCAGUGUUUUGUGGACGGUGUUCAGAAAUACCAUGACGGUUUCUCAAAAACAGUUUAAUGCCCUGGCUACAGCGCUCUACUCCUCCUCUGCCCAGGAUUCAGCCACAAUCCCACUUCAGAGCAACUACAGGAAACCACAGCUGGUCGACAGCAGAAUUGUCCUGGCAUCUUUUAAAGAAGAUGACCUUUCUUGGAUCAACACCGGCUUACUGGCCCCUAUUCUGGUGAUUUCAGCACUGGGAUUUGCUUUCAUAGUCUCUUUCAUUUGCUGCCUAUUUAAGCAAAAGAGAUCUGCUGCAGAUCAUAAUGAAAGCAAAAGAGUCGGAUACACUAUUGGAGACCGAGACGAGUACGGCUCCAGAGUAUAAUUCUCCCUUUAAAGGAUCUUUGCAGGACUAUUGACUUCUCAUUUGUUGUAUUGGUGAAAUUGUUCUGUGGCUCAUUUUGAACGUUUAUGCAUGCGUGCAUAAACAGUUGAGUUUGCAUGCAGCUCUAGGUUUUUGAAAAUUAGUUUUCUUCCCUUUAAGUUCGGCUUUUGUUUUGGCCUGUGUUGUACCAGGAAGGACAUGUUUGUCUUGACAGUGUGGUGAGGGUCUGUAGGACGGAUCUAUUAGGAUGUAUUCAGGUAAGCAGAGCACAGCUUGAGUUGAACUUUGAAUUUUGGGUCAAAUCCGAUCUUGGGUCCCAUUCCACAGUUGAGCACUAAUAAGGUAGAAAGCCCAACCACACUCCAAACAAUAGAGAGACAUGCAUCAUUACUGGAAAGCCAGAGAAGCACGGGCUGUACCACAUUUCCGCUAACCCUGUUGUUAGACUUGCUCGAUGGAUUUUAUAAUAAAAGGGUUUUGAGCUGCAUACAAAUGCAGCGCCUUUCCUUUGGAUAAUGCUGAGGGCGACAAAAAAAGGCUUUUGUGCUCUCAGGCUGAAAGUGGGCUGACUUCUAACCUCUGUCCGUUCACAAGACUCACUUCUCAGCACAACAGCCUCUCAGGAAAGCACUUGUCAAGUCAGAACGCUGGAAAGUUAAAACUGUAAAAGAAAAUUGGGAAUCACUGUCUGUGGUUCUGAGUUUCCUUUUUUCUUUAAAUGUAUAUUCAAAUGUUAUUGCCUAGUGUUUGAAUGGAAUAAACUUUAAAAGAUCAAAUUAGUUGGUUAAACAAUCGUAAAAUGACUUUUCCCUUCAGUUCAAUUUUGAGUUUUUGGUAUAGUUUUUUUUGUUUGUUAUUUAUAAUUACAAAAACACAUAACUUACAAGUUUUCAAUAAAGUUUUUGCAUGUGAAUUGCUAAGUGUAGCUUCUUGUUUCCCUGGUUUCCAAGAGAAUUAUCUAUAGCCAAUAACUUGUGUUCUCUACAACUGUAUCAUUGUGUUAAGUGAUUGUAAAUAAACACUGUGAUCAAUAAAAUGUUUUCAAAUGCAAUUCUA